CGGGAGUUGUUUUAGCAAUGAACGAAUGAAAAAUGUAUUUGUUUCUAGUUUUUUAUACUAUUGUUUUAAGUGUUAAUUAGUGUAUUAAAGUGUUCAAAAUGGUUUUGUUACCUUCUGAGAAAGCUCGUUUAGUAUUAGGUUAUUUGAGAGAACAAGAAUGUUAUCGAGCGUACAAAGAGUUUUUAAUAAGCUCUCCACAUUUAAAAGAGCUUCGCGGAAUGAUAAGAAAAGGGGCACAACCUCACGAAUAUGAAUGGAAAAUGAGAGGCCUAUCUAAUAUUCUGGAUGAAUAUAGUUCUGUUGAGUGUUCGAUUUGUGCCUUGCAAAAUUCGGAUGUGUCAAAAUUCUUUGGAGAUGCUAAUACAAUUGCCAAAAAAGUACAAAGACUUGUUGAAAUUCUUCAAAAGCAAUCUGCUGCUUUGAGCACUUCUUCAAAAAGAGAUAUAAAAGAAUUUAAUAAUGAAUCACAUAAGCCCUCACAUUCUACAAAAAACAUAAAUAAAUUAAAAUCUGUAGAAGGCCCAAAUUUACCGAAUACUUCAUUAAUUGUUCAGGAUGGAAUACCAAUUAUAUCCAAUAUUCCUGAGUCAGUUAUGUCUGAUGAGAGCUCAGACUUAUGCAGUUUGGCAUUUUCUCCUGUAAAAAAUGAUAAAACAGUUAUUGGGAAUGAUAAUGAUAGAAAUAUUAGUAAUUUAACUAUGGGUAAUUUGGAUUCAUUUGUCAGAGGUAAUGCAUGUAGAAGAAUAAAAAUGAAGAAUGAUUCUAAAAAACAAGCUAUAAGAAAUAAUAGUAAAUCCAAAAUAGAAAAAACAGCAACAGGUUGCACCAAUGAAGGUUUUGAUAUGACGUUAAUGACAGAAACAAUUUUGGAACGUACAGAUAUUCAUGAAAAAAUUGCAGAAAACAUAAACAAACUUUAUUUAUCAUCAAUGACUAAGAAUGAAGAGAAAAACAGUAAAACUUCUGAAACACCUUCAAAAGUUGUUGAAAAUGUUAAUGAAAAAAUUAGUGAUAUGGAGAUUGUAGAUUUGGAAACACAUUUAAAUAAUGUGAUAAGAGAUAUUGUGAAUGCUACAGAAAAGGAUCACGUCUUUGAUGAACUUCUAAAUGAUUUAGUUUUAAAAGUGGCUGAAGAGGCUCCAAGUUCAACUUCUUCUGAAGAUACUAGUCCAGGUAGACCGACUACAUCGACUCCGGAACAUGCAAGUGGAAAAUCUAAAAUAGCAGUAUUGAACACAACUACAAGUCCAGUUAGAACUGCAACAGAAUCUUGUAAGUCCACCAAUAAAGAUGAUCAGGAAUCUGAGAAAAAUAACAAAAAUACAACAGAUGAUUCAAUUAAAAAUAGACUUCGAAGUAAAUUAAAAGUGGACAAUGAGGAUAUAACUAAUAACACAAAAAGUUCAAGUUCAACUAGUACAGUAAUGGAAGUCGAUAAAACACCUCUUAAAUCCUCAAAGCCAAUUGAUUUGCUAGCAAUGGCUAUAAAUGAUGCAGAUGUGAGUGGAUCUUUACGGAAAAUGAAUGUUAGCAAUAGCAAAAAUGAUAACAAAAUAGUUAUCUUAUCAAAUGAGGUAGUGCACAGAAAUUUAUCUGAUUUUAAUAUUGCUAAUACUUGUAACAGCACUGUCAUUCAAACUAAGCCUGCAAACACCUUAAAUUUUGAGAGUACAAAUUCAAUGAAUACUCAUUAUAUUUUGCCUGCUGUUAACACUAACAAUAUGUUUCUUAAUACAAAUAUGCCGCAAUAUCUUGUGACUGGCAAUACUGAAGAUGAUCAAAAUAAAGUGUAUUUAAUAAACACUCCAUUGAGUUUGCCAAUACAAAAUAAUGGAAAUAAUGAAUCAAAUGAUGUUAUGGCAGUUCCAACCUUUAUUGUUUUACCUCAGUCUGCACCAGUGACCUCUGCAGUAAAGGAUAAUUCUACAAUUGGAUAUCAGCAAGUCCUCUAAAUCAACAAAAAAGCCUAAGGCGGUAAUCUUACCCCAACUUGAGCAAUGCAAAUCACAACACAAACA
Molecule: messenger RNA, 2018 nt
Organism: Ctenocephalides felis (cat flea)
Lineage: Eukaryota; Metazoa; Arthropoda; Insecta; Siphonaptera; Pulicidae
Product: protein NPAT-like
Exons: 9
Coding region: 99-1952 (617 amino acids)
Source: RefSeq, a predicted model, not a curated record